Molecule: messenger RNA, 1812 nt
Organism: Daucus carota subsp. sativus
Lineage: Eukaryota; Viridiplantae; Streptophyta; Magnoliopsida; Apiales; Apiaceae
Product: flavonoid 3'-monooxygenase CYP75B137
Exons: 2
Coding region: 135-1682 (515 amino acids)
Molecular function (GO): monooxygenase activity; iron ion binding; oxidoreductase activity, acting on paired donors, with incorporation or reduction of molecular oxygen
Source: RefSeq, a predicted model, not a curated record
AAGUCUUCUUUUCAGAGCCAAGUUAUAUGGAUAAUACCAUUUGAAGAAGUCUUUUAGGCGUUUGGCCCCAUAAUCUUACAUCAGUCUCUUCAGCUAAUCUCUAUAACCAAAUAUUUCAGAAAACACAAACCACUAUGUCUGAUGCAUGGUCAUGGUGGUUGCUUAUGUUCAAAACGAGUGACUUCGCCUAUGCGAUUACAGUAACAGCCACGGUCCUGCUAGUCAUUUCAUUAAUUAUUUUGAUAUCUACCAAGACAAAAAAGAUAAGCCCACCAUUGCCACCAGGCCCCAAAAGCUUGCCUUUAGUUGGUAACCUCCUUUCCCUUGACCCUGACCUCCACAUAUAUUUUACAACCCUUGGUAAGACUUAUGGUCCAAUUGUGACGCUCUGGCUAGGCCAUAAGGUUGGCAUCGUGAUCAACUCGCCUGUGUUGGCAAGUGAAGUGCUCAAACACCAGGACACAAUCUUCGCUAAUCGUGAUGUCCCAGCUGCAGCCAAUGAGGUUUAUGGUGGCAAGGAUAUCGUGUGGACACCAUACGGGCCUAAGUGGCGAAUGUUGAGGAGGGUGUCUGUGAUUGAGAUGCUUAGCAAAAGUACAUUAGACUCUUUUCAUGAACUUAGACGAAGGGAGAUCAGACAGACUAUGGGGUAUUUCUACAGUCGGGUUGGGUUGCCAGUUGAUAUAGGUGAACAGAUGUUUUUGACUACUAUGAAUGUAGUUACUAGUAUGAUGUGGGGUGGUACAGUCAAGGGGCAUGACAGGGCUCGGCUUGGAACAGAGUUAAGGCUUGUGGUAAAUGGGAUGAUUCAGCUGUUGGGGAUGCCUAAUAUAUCUGAUUUCUACCCAGGUCUAGCUCGGUUUGAUCUUCAAGGGGUUCGUAAAAAGAUGAAGGUGUUGGCAAAACAAUUUGAUGAUAUUUUUGAGACUGCAAUCAAACGGAGGCAGGAAAUGAAAGCACAAGAGGGUAGCAAGGAUUUUUUACAGUUUUUGUUAAAGUUAAAAGAUGAUCAAGAAGCAAAAAUGCCACUUACAAUGACCGAACUCAAAGCCCUGCUCAUGGAUAUGGUGACCGGGGGGACUGAUACAACUUCUAACUCAUUGGAGUUUGCCUUGGCUGAAAUGAUGAACAAACCACAAAUAAUUCAAAAAGUGCAAGAAGAGCUGGAUAUUGUAGUGGGGAGAAAUAACAUGGUAGAAGAAUCUCAACUUCCCAAGCUACCUUAUUUAUAUGCUGUUAUGAAAGAGGUUCUGAGAUUACAUCCUAUUUUGCCACUCUUGGUGCCUCACUGUCCAAGUGAGACAUGUGUUGUUGGUGGCUACACAGUUCCCAAAGGGUCUCGUGUUUUCAUAAAUGUAUGGUCAAUACACCGUGAUCCUAGCAUUUGGGAAAAGCCACUGGAAUUUAUCCCAGAGAGAUUUUUGGAUGGUCAAUGGGAUUAUAGUGGCAAAGAUUUCAAGUACUUCCCAUUCGGUUCUGGACGAAGAAUUUGUGCAGGGAUUGCUAUGGCUGAAAACAUGUUCUUGUUUUCACUUGCAUCCCUGCUGCAUUCAUUUGACUGGAAGCUCCCCGAAGGACAGAAGUUAGAUUUGUCAGAGAGGUUUGGGAUUGUGUUGAAGAAGAAAGUACCUCUUGUUCUUAUUCCAACGCCAAGAUUAUCCAAUCCUGAGCUCUAUCAGUAAGUAAGGGUUGAUAUAUUUAGAGCAUUGAGUUAUUUCUUAUAAGCUGUUGUUUAUCAAAGUGAAACCGAUGAUUAAUAAUGAAAAAUUCCUGUAAUAUUCUAAUAUGAAGAACAAAAUUUAUUUGAGCUAA